AUGAAAUGUAGCAGAUGUGCGAAUGAAAUAGAGUUGGGCGAUGAUUUGAGCAGGAAAGUAGAGCUAACAGGAGAAGAAAGCUCGGUGAUGCUGUGCCCCCUGUGCAAAGUGUGCUAUAUCUGCUAUACGCAGACAGAAAAUGAGCCAGAGCGCUGCAAGCUGUGCGGAUAUCACUGCCACUCUGAGCACUCCGCAGAGAUAAAGGAGAAAAAAGAGACAAAAGAGCACCAAAAAAAUAACUGUAAAAUAAACACAGUAGAGCCAACAGGAGAAGAGCACUGCAUAAAAUGCACAGAGCUGCACAGCAAAACAUCCUUUGAGGCUCUGCUGGGCCCAGAGAUUCCUGCGCUCGAAAGAUACUCCGAAGAUGCGAGCAAGGAAAUGGCCAGAAGAAUAUCAGAAAUUGUAAAAAAAAAUAGCCCAAGAUCAAAAAGCACAGAAGGAAUAAAAACAGUGUUCCUGGGAGAGGUUGAAAUGUCUCCCCUGUUCUCUUCCCCAUACCCCGAGGAGUACGCCAAGUACCACACUCUCCACAUAUGCCACGGGUGUCUGGACUACUUUCCCACUAAAUACAUGCUGGAGAGACACAAAAUCAAAUGCAGCUCGAUCUAUCCCCCAGGCAGACUGCUGUACCUAGACGCAGAAAGAGUGGCUGUAUUCGAGGUAGAAGGAGAAAAAGAGCAGAAAUACUGCCAGAGUCUUUGUCUGCUGGCUAAAAUGUUUCUGGACCACAAGACACUUUACUACGAUGUCGAGCCGUUUCUUUUCUACAUCAUUGGAGAGAUAAAAGACGGAGACUUUGUGAUGCAGGGAUACUUUUCCAAGGAAAGAGGAGAGGGAAGGAACAAUCUUUCAUGCAUUGUCGUAUUCCCCCCGUACAGAAGGCUGGGGCUUGGCUCGUUUUUGAUCGAUUUCAGCUACUAUCUAACGAGAAAAACAACGCAGCCCCCGUACACCGCAGGGCCCGAACAGCCGCUUUCAGCAGAUGGAGAAAGAGCAUACUUUACCUACUGGUCGAACUGCAUACUGAGAUACGUCAUACACAAAAGACACUUUGUCCCGAGCGAAGGAUGCUUUGAGAACAUAUCUUUGCAGACGGGAGUGUGUAAAGACAGCAUCAAGUGGGUGUACGGGGAACUGAACAAAAGACACAACAAAGAGCUCACGUGCUGCGACUUCAUAAAGAACAGAGACAUCAUAAGAAAAAUCAGAAGAAUGAAAAAAGGAUCGUCAAUGGACCAGAGCGUAGAAAGUAUAGAUAGAAAAGAAGAAAAAGAAGAGACAAACAAACAAAACAUUUAG
Messenger RNA from Nematocida minor, 1302 nucleotides. Its product is annotated as histone acetyltransferase MYST2. Lineage: Eukaryota; Fungi; Microsporidia. The record is from RefSeq and is a predicted model, not a curated record. Gene Ontology annotation, biological process: regulation of DNA-templated transcription. Gene Ontology annotation, molecular function: histone acetyltransferase activity. The coding region runs from base 1 to 1302 and encodes 433 amino acids. The transcript has a single exon.